UAAAAAACAAGAUGGAAGCCAAACUUUGACAGAAUCUCUAGGACACUGCUGACUUGAGCAUGCAACUGUGAUGACCUGACACUUGUGCUGUCCUUAACAAACAAAGCAAAAGCCAAGUCCUGGAACGCCGUUGUCAUCAACAUGGCAGACUCCAGGGAUGUUACAGGUGGGCCUGGACCACCAGAGCAAUUUUAGAAUAGAUCAAAAGAGAAGAAGCGAAGACAUGGGCAUUCCAGUGGUUCCAGAGUUAACGUCAAAGACGGUGAAAGUGGGUAUUCGGAAAAUCGAGGAAAAACGGAGCGGGUGAAAUCAAAGGAGGCGGGGAGUGAGCCGAUUUCAAAGUGCGAGAAAGCGGUGGAUUCAGUCGGUAGUGGUGAGAAGAAAGGUCGGACUCGGAGGAAUCCUGAGGAGGAGGUGCCAAGGAAUGGGGCGGGUGACUGCACGAGUGGUGAUCAGGACGUGGACAAUGCCCGCGACGAAACGACUCAGGAACACGAGAGACUCGGUCGGGAAGCGGAGGCGGACCGACGCACGAAUAUCCGCACAGGGAGAGAUUGAACGGCAGAACAGCGCGGAUCGUAAGAGUGGCAAUAAUCCGACGAAUACGGAACACGGAAAAAAUAAGUCUGAGCCGGACUCGGAAAAUAUUGGCAAAGAGCGUCCUGUAAGCGGACAGACUGCGGCGAGAAAUCAGAAAGAAAAGUUAGUCAAGGAACACACAAGGAGUUAUUCUGAUGGCGGGGCGGUGUUUGUGAGCCCACGUCGUCAGCGCAGCGAUUCCAACGGACAGCAUAGCGAUCAGGGCAUUUAUGAUAAUGAGCAUGCCGAGGUUGUGUUAUCGCGAUCGCGGUCGCUGAAGUACGAUCGUCAGGGAAGCCGCGCCGAUUUUCCACCGCGGUUACUGGUGGUUUCGAGUAAGAUAAAGAACAUUAUGUCUCUACAGAAUGCCCUACUGCCUCAAGUGACGUUUUUGCAAUAUAAGUUCGAGACAUCGACUUUUGAUGGUUUGAUAGGUUUAAUAGGCCAAUUCCUGCUCAAUAAGAAGUUUCACAGUGUUGCCUUAGUUCUCCAUGGCCCGGUGGGCGUGAUACAGUUGUGUGGGAAAGAGGAAAAGCCGCUCAAUAAAGAUACCGUCCUUGACCACGCAGGUAUUCGUGGCUUCUUCUCCAAACUCUUCAGUCUCCAUGGCAACAAGGAGGCAGCGAACCUCCGCCUCGACUUCUUGGCAUGUAACGCCGCUCAGGGACAAGAUGGCGGACAGGGCAUCGUCAAGGAGCUGGAGGCUCUUCUGGGGGUGUCGGUUGGUUUGUCUCGAGACAUUGUCGGAGCAGAGCUGGUCAAAGACCCGUCCUCAAAAAGUACGGUUGGGGAGCUCUACUUCCGUCUUGAGUGUCUCCGUGGAUGGAGCGGACAUUACCAGCAGUCAAUGGCCGGCUUUGAGAAGAUCAGAACCGUUGGGAAAGGGGCAUAUGGUGCGGCCGUCCUCUACCGGAAACGUGACGACGACUCCCUGGUCAUACUCAAAGAAAUCAACAUGCACGACUUGAAUGCAGCAGAGAGACAACUUGCUCUUAACGAGGUGAAAGUUCUCGCCGUCUUAGACCACCCGAACAUCAUCAGUUAUUACGAUAGUUUUGAAGAAGACGGCGUCCUGAUGAUUGAAAUGGAGUAUGCAAAUGGAGGGACGCUAGCUCAAUACCUCUCUCAUAGGGACGCUCCACUGGACGAGAAGGAAAUACUAGAAAUCUUCCAACAGAUGGUGGCAGCCAUUCGUCACAUUCACGAACAUAACAUACUACACAGGGAUAUGAAAACGGCCAACAUCUUCCUGACAAAAGAGGGCGUUGUUAAAGUCGGCGACUUUGGAAUCUCAAAGAUAAUGUCAACUGCUGAUAAAGGAGCGAAUACAGUGAUGGGAACGCCUUAUUAUAUCAGCCCCGAAAUGUGCGAAGGCAAGGAGUACAAUGGUAAGUCAGACAUCUGGGCACUCGGCUGCAUUCUGUAUGAAAUGGCUUGUUUACAGAAGACGUUCGAGGGAUCGAAUCUGCCCGCCUUGGUCAAUAAAAUUAUGAAGGGCCAGUUUGCCCCAGUGAAAGGAAACUAUUCAGAAGAUUUCAAGAACCUGAUAAAGGACAUGUUAGAACGUGAGCCUGAAUACCGACCGUCUGCCAAUGAGCUCAUGUAUCGACGGUUACCAGAGAAAAUGUCUACGACUCCUCAACAAAGGAAGAUUUAUAAGUUCACUAUGGUGAAGGAUGUAGCGCUUCUAAAAGAGAUUGUAGCCAUCAACCCUUUCUCUGAACCGUCAAAGUGGAAAGAAGUGCUUCAGAACUUUAAUUUUUAUUUCACCGGGGAGGGACAAGAAAAAAAGGAUGCAACUGAAAGAGGCAUUGUCGAUCGAUUUGCUGUUCUCCUCACAAAAUUCAAGAAGGAUGAACUUACAUCUGUCAGAGUGAAACUGUCGAGGAGGAGGAAGCAGGUGAAAACUUACCUGAUAUUAGUCAUAAUCAGAGGCAGGCUGCAUCUGAAAGACCUCGUCCCCAAUCACGACCUCGCAUCCGACUUCAACUUCAUCGAAGUCGAAGAUCAAGAAGUGAUACCAGAAUUGAAGCACCAUUACAAGACACGUAGUGGGCCUGAAUUACCGGUAGACGAUUUCCUUCCUGAUCUUGGUGGAGAUGUUGAUGCACCUGAUUCUGAGUUGUCCACUCGGGCAUCUAUCCGCCAGGAAAGCUCUAUCUCCACUGCUACGACUUCUGGUCAGACAUCUAGAUCUAGACGUCAAGCAAGCUCCCUCUUCACUGAUACUAAUAGUUCAACCAUGGCCCUUGCUGCUAGCACUCCAGCUGGAGGCGAAGUAGUGCUGGAGAUGAGAGAUUUUGCCGGUGGCCCAGACAUAGAGAUGGAUGACACUGUUGUGAUAGCUGAACAGUUAUGGAAUUGAGAAUACCUCAUUUUUUGGCCCACCUCACCAUCCAAGAACAGCAACAGAAAACGUUCGUGUUAUUCAAGAUAUGGAAUAUAUGGAAAGUAUGAUUGUAGAUGGUGAAAAGGCCAAUUGAAGAAGGGUUGCUCGCCUAAACCUCCAGAUUGCACGCACUGAAAGGAGGGCAAGGAGAAGAACUACGUCAGCUGACAGAAAAGAGGCUUGCAGAACUGGGCCCAGAACCAGAUGAGGAGGGAUGUAUCCAGGUGAAAUUUGUGUGCCCUGAAACGAAUUUAACGAGGCGAUUCCGGGAAACGGAUACUGUCCUGAGCUUGUUCUAUUUUGUUGAGGGAACGACCAAGGUUCAGGGCUGUGAACUUAUGUUAGCUGGCGAAAAGCUGAAGCGGGAUCAACUCUCCCUGAAGGAGGUUGGGAGAACAUCAAAUACCACACUGCACAUAAAAGAUAUGAUGAUCGCCAAUUGUCUUCAGAUGUCAUUCAUCUUAUUCUAGGAUGUGGAAUCUUUGGAUGAUGUGGAAAUGAACAAAAAUGAAGAGGAGAUUGAAUCUACUGCUACUGGUUCAGUUUGCACAAAAACCUGUCUUGGAGAUCUACAAAGUGCAGCUAUGGAGAUAAAAACCUUCAUUCGAGUUGGUGUGGAGAAGAACAUGUUCAUCAGCCGUGAGUCGAUCUUAAACCUGAUGGACUAUUAUAGGAGUGAUGGCCAACUGACUUUCCAUCGAAUCAAUGUGACGUUCGAAGGAGAAAACAUUGCAGAGGAUAUGGAUGGCUUGUCCCGAGAGAUGUUGACGUGUUUUCUCAAGGCUGCCCUCUCAAAGUAUUUUGAGGGGAGUGAUGCUAAGGUCCCAAAAGUGGACCAUGAUGUGAUGGACACUGAUGUUUUCUCCAUCAUUGGGAAAAUCAUCAGCCACGCUUACGUGUUGUUGGGGUACUUCCCAAUGAGCCUAUGCAAGGCAUCAUUGUGUGCCCUGUUUGACGCGAAUGUGGACUCGGAGAUGAUCACAAGUUCUUUCUUAAAGCUCUUGCCUCCUCUUGAGAGAGACUUUAUGAAUACAACACUCAAAGAUCCGAUCACGCUCAAGGUGAAUGCAAACAGAUUGCGAUGCAUGUCAAUAUUUCCCAUCGGCACUAAAUAAUAUUUUUUUCUUUUGCCGAAAGGAAGAGUAAAUGAUUUUCACCAAAAUGUGUUGCAACAAUGGUAAGAUAAUAGGAGAUGACAUGGUGUUUAACUCCCAUAUUCCCUUCAUAAUAUGGCUAAAAGUCAAAUAUGAGAGUUAAUAAACACCAUGUAUAAUCUGCUUAUAUCUAAUUACUCUUGUAAAUCAUUUUGGUUAUGAUCAUUUACUUUUCCUUUUGACCAUGUAUGUGGACAAACAAACAAAGUGAUUUUUUAGUGCGAAUGACACAUUUAAACAUGUUAAAUGAGUAAAAAUGGGAGGAUUAACUUAUGAGAAAUGCAUGUAUACAAUGUAUGGGAAAAUGUACAUGAAAUGGAAAAAUGCAGUUUUCUCAAAAUUGUACCAACAGAUUUUUUUAAUUCUUUCUGUUUUUGAAACUAUAUGAUAUUGGCUACAAUGUGGUACAGGUUUCAUCUCAAUGCAAUUUUAAAAAAAACUUACUGAAAGUUCAGGAACACUGUGUCACUAGACUCAAUAAUUCAUAUGGGAGGGGCAGCACCACCCACUAGUCAACCCGACUGAACAACCUCGCGAUUUUACUGGCUGUGAGUGGCCUUGGCUCGCUGCCAAUCUGUUGUUGGCGUCGCGAGACCAAACGCAGGAAUACUGGUGCCGUUGUUCAGUUGGGUGGACAAGUGGUUACCCCCCCCCCCCCACCUAAUGACCUAAUGCAAUAUUCUUGUUAAACAUUUUCAGAAACGUGAUAGGAUGUUUCAAUUUGAUAUUGAUUUAUACAUGCAAAACUUGUAUGGUUUAAUACCUACUUUAAAGUCAAUGGACUGGUUAUGUAAUCAUAUCAUGAACAUUGUGAUACAGUAGAACUCGCGUAAGUCGCCACCCUUGGGACUUAGAUGUUGAUGAUGACUUACAGGUAGGACCAGUAAAAUAACUCAUCAUUUUGAUGGCUUACAUAACUCGUCACAAUGAUGGCUUACAUAACUCGUCACAAUGAUGGCUUACAUAACUCGUCACAAUGAUGGCUUACAUAACACGUCACAAUGACGACUUACAUAACUCGUCACAAUGAUGGCUUACAUAACUCGUCACAAUGAUGGCUUACAUAACUCGUCACAAUGAUGGCUUACAUAACUCGUCACAAUGAUGGCUUACAUAACUCGUCACAAUGAAGGCUUACAUAACUCGUCACAAUGAUGGCUUACAUAACUCGUCACAAUGAUGGCUUACAUAACUCGUCACAAUGAUGGCUUACAUAACUCGUCACAAUGAAGGCUUACAUAACUCGUCACAAUGACGGCUUACAUAACUCGUCACAAUGACGGCUUACAUAACUCGUCACAAUGAUGGCUUACAUAACUCGUCACAAUGAUGGCUUACAUAACUCGUCACAAUGAUGGCUUACAUAACACGUCACAAUGAUGGCUUACAUAACUCGUCACAAUGAUGGCUUACAUAACUCGUCACAAUGACGGCUAACAUAACUCGUCACAAUGAUGGCUUACAUAACUCGUCACAAUGAUGGCUUACAUAACUCGUCACAAUGAUGGCUUACAUAACUCGUCACAAUGACGGCUUACAUAACUCGUCACAAUGAUGGCUUACAUAACUCGUCACAAUGAUGACUUACAUAACUCGUCACAAUGACGGCUUACAUAACUCGUCACAAUGACGGCUUACAUAACUCGUCACAAUGAUGGCUUACAUAACUCGUCACAAUGAUGGCUUACAUAACUCGUCACAAUGAUGGCUUACAUAACUCGUCACAAUGAUGGCUUACAUAACUCGUCACAAUGAUGGCUUACAUAACUCGUCACAAUGACGGCUUACAUAACUCGUCACAAUGAUGGCUUACAUAACUCGUCACAAUGAUGGCUUACAUAACUCGUCACAAUGAUGGCUUACAUAACUCGUCACAAUGACGGCUUACAUAACUCGUCACAAUGAUGGCUUACAUAACUCGUCACAAUGAUGGCUUACAUAACUCGUCACAAUGACGGCUUACAUAACUCGUCACAAUGAUGACUUACAUAACUCGUCACAAUGAUGGCUUACAUAACUCGUCACAAUGAUGGCUUACAUAACUCGUCACAAUGACGGCUUACAUAACUCGUCACAAUGACGGCUUACAUAACUCGUCACAAUGAUGGCUUACAUAACUCGUCACAAUGAUGGCUUACAUAACUCGUCACAAUGAUGGCUUACAUAACUCGUCACAAUGACGGCUUACAUAACUCAUCACAAUGAUGGCUUACAUAACUCGUCACAAUGAUGGCUUACAUAACUCGUCACAAUGAUGGCUUACAUAACUCGUCACAAUGAUGGCUUACAUAACUCGUCACAAUGAUGGCUUACAUUAAGGAAUUGAACCCGAGGCGGAGGACCUUGGUUGAGUUACCAAGACACUCGAGGGUGGAGCUAAAAUACAGUCCAAACCCGAGCCGACAGGCGAGGGUUUGGACGAAAUUUUAGCUCCACCCGAGAGUG
Messenger RNA from Lineus longissimus, 6567 nucleotides. RefSeq lists its product as uncharacterized. The coding region runs from base 425 to 2944 and encodes 839 amino acids. The record is from RefSeq and is a predicted model, not a curated record. The transcript is spliced from 24 exons. Gene Ontology annotation, molecular function: protein kinase activity; ATP binding. Gene Ontology annotation, biological process: protein phosphorylation. NCBI's taxonomy places the organism in Eukaryota, Metazoa, Nemertea, Pilidiophora, Heteronemertea, Lineidae.